Messenger RNA from Dendrobium catenatum, 1018 nucleotides. RefSeq names its product cilia- and flagella-associated protein 20. The coding region runs from base 228 to 800 and encodes 190 amino acids. Lineage: Eukaryota; Viridiplantae; Streptophyta; Magnoliopsida; Asparagales; Orchidaceae. The record is from RefSeq and is a predicted model, not a curated record. The transcript has 6 exons.
GUUCCGCCGGUCCGCUUUUCCUUUUGACGAGCAAGCUAGUUUUCAUCUUGUAAAGUAUUUGCGGGUUCGCUUUUUAUCGACGCAGGCUUGUUUCUGUCUCCUCGCUGGCUUGCUGCUUCUUCUGGAUAGCUGAUUCAUCGCCGCUCCUUCGCCUUCCUUGUGAUUUUUCUCCGCGGAGGCCGUGCACUGAAAAGCUUUGAACCGAAAGGAAAAGUGGCUGAGGAAUUAUGUUUAAGAACACAUUUCAGUCUGGUUUCUUGUCUAUCCUGUACAGUCUUGGGAGUAAACCUUUGCAGAUAUGGGAUAAAGAAGUGGUUAAUGGGCAAAUCAAACGACCUCAUGAUGAAGAUAUUCAAUCCAGUGUCCUCGAAAUAGCUGGAUCAAAUGUUCAGUCAACAUACAUCACUUGUCCAGCUGAUCCCGCAGCAACACUUGGCAUAAAGCUUCCCUUUUUGGUCAUGAUUGUAAAGAACUUGAAAAAAUAUUUCACCUUUGAGAUUCAGGUGCUGGAUGAUAAGAAUGUCCGUCGACGAUUUAGAGCAUCCAAUUAUCAAUCGAUGACACGUGUGAAGCCUUUCAUCUGCACCAUGCCUCUUCGGUUGGAAGAUGGAUGGAAUAACAUUCAGUUAAAUCUUACUGAUUUAACCAGAAGAGCAUAUGGUACGAACUAUGUGGAGACUCUCCGAGUGCAGGUCCAUGCAAACUGCCGCUUGAGGAGAAUCUACUUCUCAGACCGCCUUUACUCUGAGGAAGAACUUCCUCCAGAAUUCAAGCUCUAUCUCCCCAUGCAGAAGGUUUAAUCUACCCAAAUGAAAUGCUGCAGGGCCGAUACGGCUGAUGUUUUUCUAAUUAUGUUGUGGGGAAGAUUAUUGUAACAGAAUGGAACUCUUUUAGCUGUUUGACAGUUUUAGUGCUUUUUCAGUUGAUUUUAUCGUUAUGGUUGGUUAAAUGUAAGUUGGUUUCAUCCACUGUAGUUGGUUGGUUAAAUAAUCGAUAUGUUUUGAGCAUUUUUUUUUUU